Molecule: messenger RNA, 4437 nt
Organism: Eimeria maxima
Lineage: Eukaryota; Apicomplexa; Conoidasida; Eucoccidiorida; Eimeriidae
Exons: 6
Coding region: 1-4437 (1478 amino acids)
Source: RefSeq, a predicted model, not a curated record
AUGCAGGCCUUGCUGCCGCUCGCGGGCAACAACAAGACAAGCGUUGCUGCUGCUGCUGCAGGGAGACACAACAAAUAUAUUUUUGAUAGAAAGAAGUACAGGUUGUUGCAGCAGCAGCAGGAGCAACAACAACAGCAGCAGCAGAAGCCGCUGCAGCGGCAAAGACAUCAGCAGCAUCACGAGCAGCAGCAGUUGCAGCAGCAGUUGCAGCAACAGCAGCAGCAGCAGCAGCAGCAACAGCAGCAGCAGCAUCACUUGCUGCAGCAGCAGCAGCAGCAGGAUUGGCAGAGGCAAGAAGGAUACCAUGAGGCGCAUAGGGGGGAGGGGUCUGCAGCAGCAGCAGCAGCAGCAGCACCUGCUACAUCUACCUUUGUAUGGAGGUGCAGCAGCUGCAGCAGCGGCCGCCUGCCAGCAGCAGCAGCUGCUGCUGCUGCAUUAGAUGUGCUGCAGUUCAGCAGCGGUGCAGCAGCAGCAGCAGCAUCGCGUGCUGCUGCUGCAUCAGCAGCAGCAGAAGCCAAGGAAGACGAAGUAGCAGCAGCAGCAGCAGCAGCAAAGUCUGCACGCAAGCAACACAGGCAUCGUGGCCAUCGAUGGGGAGCCAGCAGCAGCAGCAGCAGCAGCAGCAGCAGUAGUGAAUCAAGCGACAGCGAUGACGAUGACAGCAGCAGCAGCAGCAGCAGCAGCAGCAGCAGCAGGCGCAUGCAUUCUCAUCUAGAGAGGAAGCUGCAUGCAGCAGCAAAACAUAGAAAACGUUAUCCUACUCCUUCUGUUGCUGCAGCAGCAGCAGCAGCGGCUGCUGCAUGCUGCAUGCAUGCAUUGGCACUUAAAUACAAAUACAGCAGCAGAGCUGCUGCAGCAAGAGAGAAGAAAAACAGCAUCAGCAGCAAGAGCAGCAGACGCAGCAGCAGCAGCAGCAAGUGCAGCAAGAAGAGACUCACAGACAUCGAGGAAGAGGAGUCCGACACAGCAUUGCAGACAACAGGCAGCAGCAGCAGCAGCAACAGCAGCAACAGCAGCAGCAACAGUAGCGACGACGACGACAGCAGCAACAGCAGCAACAACGACGAGGACGAAUGCACGAAAGGCAACAGCAACAGCAGCAGCAGCAAGAGCAACAGCAACAGCAGCACUCCUGCUGCUGCUGCUGCUGCUGCUGCUGCUGCUCUUGCUGCUGUUGGUUACCGCAGGUAUGCUGUUGGCAGCAUGAUUUUCAUGACAAAAUCAACUGCAGCAGCAGCAGCAAACACUGCAGCAGCUGCUGCAAAGACUGCAGCAGCAGCAGCAGCAGCGGCAGCGAAGGCUGCAGCAGCUGCUGCAAAUACUCCAGUAGCAGCUGCGAAAAGUGCAGCAGCAACUGCAGCAGCAGCAAUACUGGCACCGGAGACAGCAACAACAGCAGCAGCAACAGUAGCAACAGCAACAGCAAGAGUAGCGAUACUGGCAGCACCGCAUGCAGCAGCAACAGCAGCAGAAGCUGCAGCAAGUGCAGCAAACCAAUUGGGGUGUAUGUGCACCUCAUUGCUGCAGCGGCUGCAGCAAGCCAUGGGAUCUUUGCUGCUGGCGCUGCAGCAGCUGCUGCAGCAGUUGCUGCUGCUGCCUUCGCGAGAGGACGCAGCUGCUUCUAGCUGGGCGUCCACCGCAUCGAACGCUCCCCUCAGCAGCAGCAGCAGCAGCAGCAGCAGUAGCAACGGGCAGCUGCUGCUGUGGCAGCGGCGAGCUGCUGCUCCUGCUGCAGCAAAGAGUCUACACGAUAUUAUUUUGUUGCUGCCUGGUGGCAUGCUGUUUGCUGCUUACGGGCUGCUGCUGCUGCUGCCGUUGGUGCUGCUGCUGCUGCUGCUGAUACGCAACCUGCAGCAGCGGGAACGCAUAAGCAGCAGCCUAGCAGCAGCUCGCAAGGCUGCAUGCAGCAGCUGCAGCAGGCGGAAGCAGCAGACCGUGGCUUCUAUAGAGCUCAGCACCAGCAAAACCAGCAGCAGCAGCAAAACCAACACUAGCAACACCAACGGCGGCAGCAACGACAGCAGCAGCAGCGACGGCGACAGCAGCAGCAGCAGCGACAGUAGCAGCAGCAGCGACAGCAGCAGCAGCAGCAGCGACAGCAGCAACAGCGUCGAAGACAGCGGCAGCAGCAACAUCGACAGCACCAGCAGCUGUAAUGUCGACAACAGCAGCAGCAGCAGCAGCCCUAGCAGCAGCAGCAACAGCAGCAGCAACAGCAGCAGCAGCAACAGCAGCAGCAGCAGCAGCAGCGGCAGCAGCAUAACGAGCAGUCUGCGGUCAUCUGCAGCAGCAAAACCUCCCGUAAGCAAACGUCUUCGUUGGGGAUUCUUAAACGUAGCCCCUAUAACACCAGCCAGCAGCAGCAGCAGCAGCAGCAGCAGCAGCAAUAGCAGCAGCAAGAGCAAGAGCAGCAGCAGUAGCAUCAUUAGCAGCAGCAGCAGCAGCAGCAGCAGCAAGGAGUGCAGCAACAGGGAUGAUGGUCUUGUUCCUUGGUUCCUUUGCUUAGACCUCGGCCUCCCUUGGUUAGGUGUUGCUGUUUGUUUGCUGCUGACGAGGCAGCAGCAGCAGCAGCAGCUGCCGCUGCAGCCACAGCAGCUGCUGCAACUGCAGCAGGAGGAUGCACUGCUGCUGCUGCUGCUACCUUUCUGCCUAGUUGUUGCUGCAUGCGGAGCAGCAACAGGAGCAGCUUUGCUGCAGCAGAUCUUUCCUACUGUUACCCCUAACUCUGACUCUGAUGCUGCUGCAUCAGCAGCAGCAGCAGCUGCAGCAGCAGCAGCAGCAGCAGCAGCAAACUUGUCUAACUUGGACGAUGUAUCUCCUGCGUUACGUGACGUACUAGAGCAGCAGCAGCAGCAGCAGCAGGACUUGAUGGCAUCUACUAGCAGCAGCAGCAGCCGGCGCAGCAGCAGCAGCCGUCCUAUGCAAUUGCUGCGUGCUGUAUCUGCACGUUUACCAUCAGGUGGUGCAGCAGCAGCAGCAACAGCAGCAGCAGCAGCAGCAGCAAGAGAGCUACGUCGCUCCUCUUUUGUAUGUAUAGAAGCAACACUCAAGAAAAGCCCCACACUUUUGCUGCUGCGUCGUGUUGCUGCGCUGCAGUCAGAGAUGGCGCAGCAGCUGCUAACAAGGAGAGCAGCAAGAGCAGCAACAGUAGCAGCAAUUGUAUUAAUAUUAUUUGCUGCUGCUGUUGCUGUUGCACUCAUCAAGCUUGCUGCUGCUGCUUACUUCGCACCAGGAGGGCAGCUAGUGCAUGCACUAGAGCGGCUGCUGCUGCUGCACAGCACGCAGCAGCUACCCCCCAACCAACCAGCAGCAGCAGCAGCAGCAACAGCAGCAGCAGCAGCAGCAGCAGCAGCAGCAGCAGGGAGAAUAAGGACAGCAACAGUUGCUGCUGCCUUCCAUCGUCUCUAUGAGAGUUCCUUAUACCCAGACAACGAAGGAGAGUUGCCUCUUGCUGCUGCUGCUGUAUAUAAUCCCUUAAUUGCUGCUGCUGCUGCUGCACCAAGAUCGGCAGCAGCAGCUGCUGCUGCUAGUGCUGCUGCUGCUGUACCUGUUGGCACACUUGACGAACUCCUACAGCCCCUACACCCUCUGCUGUCUGUAGAGAUGCAGCAGCAGCAGCAGCAACAGCAGCAGCAACAGCAGCAGCAGCAGCAGCUAGAUGCCCUCGGUGCUGCUCUCUGCACUCGCGAGCUGCUAGGUACUCAUUCGCAUUAUUUCUUAGCUGCUGCUGCUGCUAAUUCAAGACAGCAGCAGCAGCAACAGCAGCAGCAGCAGCAACAGCAGCAGCAGCAGCAGAGGGAUUGCAAGAUAUAUAUAGCAGCAGAUGCUGCUGCUGCUGGUGCUUCUCCCUUUUCUUGGCCUCUUUCUUCGCAAUGUUUGGUGCAGCAGCAGCAGCUGCAGCAAGAGCAGCAGCAGCAGCAGCAGCAGCAGCAGCAGCAGCAGCAGCAGCAGCAGCAGCAGCAGCAAAUAGUAGAUGAUUUAAAUGAUGCAUUUGCUUCUUCUUCUUUUAACUUUUUAAUAACAACAACCCCACCGCAUGCAAUCCCUGCCAUCAGCAGCAGCAGCAGCAGCAGCAGCAGAAGCAGCAGCAGAAGCAGCAACAGUCGGUACUGUUUGCUGUUUGCUGCAGCAGGCCUAGACGAGGCGCAGCUAAAUGUUGCUCCUGUGCUGCAGCAGCUAGGAGUAUCCUCUCUUCCUUGGCCGCUGCAGCAGCAACACCAGCAGCAGCAGCUGCAGCAGCGGUGGCAGCAGCUGCAGCAGCAGCAAAGAAAUGCACAAAAGGGGCUGCUGCUGCUCUCCCUGCUGCCUUCUGUCUUUGUUUAUUAUAAAAUUGAUCCUCUGCACCGUAGGAGACUAAGGAGACGUGCAGCGCAGCAGCAGCAGCAGCAGCAGCAGCAGCAGCAGAAGCAACAGCAGCAGCAGAUGCAGCAAAACUAG